Juglans regia (Persian walnut) is the source of this 516-nucleotide messenger RNA. RefSeq lists its product as uncharacterized. The coding region runs from base 112 to 459 and encodes 115 amino acids. NCBI's taxonomy places the organism in Eukaryota, Viridiplantae, Streptophyta, Magnoliopsida, Fagales, Juglandaceae. The record is from RefSeq and is a predicted model, not a curated record. Gene Ontology annotation, molecular function: RNA binding. The transcript has 4 exons. Gene Ontology annotation, cellular component: nucleus.
CCAGUGCUGGUCGAAAGAAGGGUUUUUCAGCUUUAAAGCCCUCUCCAUCGUCCCAAUCUGCUUCAGAGAGAAACAAGAGAGAGAACUGUGGGAUUAGGAAACAAGUAGAGAAUGGAGGGCAUCACUGAGGGAGUUAACAAUAUCAACAUCACGGAUUCUUCGUCCAUCAAGCGGAAUCGCAUCCAAGUCUCUAACACCAAAAAGCCCCUCUUUUUCUACGUCAAUCUCGCCAAGAGGUACAUGCAGCAACACAACGAGGUGGAACUGUCUGCACUGGGAAUGGCUAUUGCCACGGUGGUUACUAUUGCUGAGAUUUUGAAGAACAAUGAACUGGCUGUUGAGAAGAGGAUCGUGACUUCCACUGUUGACAUGAGAGAGGAUGCUGGAGGGCGGCCCAUUCAAAAGGCAAAGGUAAAGUGUGAACGUAAUAUAUGUUGGAAAUCUAAAGAGAAUAUAUAACCAGGCACCAUCUGGUUAUGUUGAUAAUAUUUACAUUUUGGUCUUGAUAUUUUAUUG